GUUUCUUUCAUUCUCUAGUGCCGCAGCAGGAGUGAGAAGCCGAGGCGCGUCGAUCUCAGGGAAGCAGCGGAAGACCGUACAUCGUCACCAUGGGCCGUAUGCAUAGUAGAGGUAAGGGUAUUUCGGCAUCUGCUUUGCCGUACAAGCGGACACCGCCGAGUUGGCUCAAGACCUCUCCACAGGAUGUUGAUGAUUCCAUUUGUAAGUUCGCCAAGAAGGGUUUGACCCCAUCUCAAAUCGGUGUCAUCCUUCGUGACUCUCAUGGAAUCCCACAGGUGAAAAGUGUCACCGGCAGCAAGAUUUUGAGGAUUCUCAAAGCCCAUGGUCUUGCUCCUGAGAUUCCUGAGGAUCUGUACCACCUGAUCAAGAAAGCAGUUGCUAUCCGCAAGCACCUUGAGAGAAACAGGAAAGACAAAGAUUCCAAGUUCAGGUUGAUUCUGGUGGAGAGCAGGAUCCACCGGCUUGCUCGUUACUACAAGAAGACCAAGAAGCUUCCUCCUGUCUGGAAAUACGAAUCUACCACAGCCAGCACUCUUGUGGCUUAGAGAGGCAUGGAGUUGGUGUAAAAGCUUCAAAGAACACCUCAGAUUGCGUUGGCAGCAUUUGGACUUCAGUUUCUUCUGCUCUUGAACUAAAUCUCUGUGUCUUUUUUUUUGCCUUUCUAGUUUUGUCGGGUUACAAUGAGAUUUUGAACAUUUUGAGAACACAGAGUGUUUUAUUUAUCACCAGACUGGUUCAUGGUUCUCUUA
Tarenaya hassleriana is the source of this 749-nucleotide messenger RNA. Its product is annotated as 40S ribosomal protein S13-1-like. The transcript is spliced from 5 exons. Bases 90 to 545 code for a protein of 151 amino acids. Gene Ontology annotation, cellular component: cytosolic small ribosomal subunit; ribosome; nucleolus. Lineage: Eukaryota; Viridiplantae; Streptophyta; Magnoliopsida; Brassicales; Cleomaceae. Gene Ontology annotation, biological process: translation. Gene Ontology annotation, molecular function: structural constituent of ribosome; small ribosomal subunit rRNA binding. The record is from RefSeq and is a predicted model, not a curated record.